CUCAAUCUCUCCUCCCCGUCUCUCCCACUCUUCCCUUCCCUCUCCCUUUUCGGCCUUAUCCCUUCGCGAUCUCUUACGGAUCACUUCCCUCCCACAACGCGCCCGUGGACUAUUUGGCAGAGGUCCUGCUUAGUUUGCUCCUCCAAUUUUACCAAUAUACAGCUUUUCCUUCUCGUCUCUCGUUUACUCAGUUACUAGAAAUAGUGAGGUUUUCGUUUUUCUUCUUAUAAAGCAAAUUUGCUGCUGGCUCGCGCGACCCACCCGCCUGGCGGAAAAUAAGAAAGGAUAAGAAGAGUAGGCAAGCAACCGCAACAGUUCCGUCGGUCAUGGUACGCUGAGGAUCGCACACGACGUCGCCGGGGCUUGUUUGCGCGCAAAGCCCCUUCGCUCGGAGGGCCAUUCCUGUAGCUUUUGGAGGGGGCGGGGAUUGGAUUUUUGCGCACGCACGACGUGGGGCUGCGGGGGAUCAUUAACGGACAAAGCAUCGAAUCAGCGCAUCUUCCCGUCUCAAAGACCGGGCAAUCCAUUGCCUGCAAAGGAUCGCGUUCGGAUUUUUUCUCAUUUCCAAUCUCUAUAUAUAGGGACCGGGAAAGGGAGCGCGAAAGCACGGCGCACGGUUUACUUUUCAUCUUUCUGUCGUUUCUUCCACCGGCCGGACUUUUUCACUCACGAUGUUUUUUAUCCACUUCCUCGAACACGUCCUCACCCUCCACCCAACCUUCUUCGGCUCACACGUGAAGGAAUAUCUGACGCAGAAGCUGCUAGAUGACGUGGAGGGCGUGUGCACGGGUGACUAUUACAUCGUCUGUGUGAUGGAUACGUAUGAUAUUUCGGAGGGGAGAGUACUGCCUGGUAGCGGAUUGGCGGAGUAUACUAUCAUGUACAGGGCUAUUGUGUGGAAGCCCUUUAAGGGGGAGACGGUCGAUGCUAUCGUGACAUCUGUUAAGAAUCAAGGGAUAUUUGCGGAGGUUGGCCCGCUGACGGUCUUCGUGUCGAAACAUUUGAUUCCCCCCGAAAUCAAAUGGGACCCUGACGCGACUCCACCGCAAUAUACUGAUAAUGGAGAACAGGUUAUUGAGAAGGGGACCAAUCUGCGCAUCAAACUGAUUGGGUUGCGAAAUGAUGUGCGCAAUAUGUUUGCGAUUGGAAGCAUCAAGGAGGAUUAUCUAGGGACGUUGUGAUAAUAAUAAUAAUGUUAUUAUGCCAUAUGUCAGUUAUCUUUUUCAUUCCAAAAACUACGUAUGUAUACCAUGAAAAAGGGAGAAGAAAGAAAGGGGAAAAAGUGAACAUAAAAGGCGACAAUAACGGGAUAUAUGGCAAGGGAAGAAGCAGCAGCACAAAGAUGAAAACAAAGCACAAAAAUUACUUCUUUCUCCUCCCGAUAUUCUGCUUUUGUAAAAAAUAGUAGUAUAGAAACAAGUAGCAUGAGUAUGAAACUUUCUAGAUUU
This is a messenger RNA of Histoplasma capsulatum G186AR, 1448 nucleotides long. Its product is annotated as RNA polymerase II subunit 7. Gene Ontology annotation, cellular component: RNA polymerase II, core complex; P-body. Gene Ontology annotation, biological process: positive regulation of translational initiation; transcription initiation at RNA polymerase II promoter; DNA-templated transcription. Gene Ontology annotation, molecular function: single-stranded DNA binding; single-stranded RNA binding; translation initiation factor binding. The transcript has 4 exons. NCBI's taxonomy places the organism in Eukaryota, Fungi, Ascomycota, Eurotiomycetes, Onygenales, Ajellomycetaceae. The record is from RefSeq and is a predicted model, not a curated record. The coding region runs from base 672 to 1181 and encodes 169 amino acids.